Messenger RNA from Mytilus californianus (California mussel), 2376 nucleotides. RefSeq names its product glutaredoxin domain-containing cysteine-rich protein CG31559-like. The record is from RefSeq and is a predicted model, not a curated record. The coding region runs from base 215 to 1126 and encodes 303 amino acids. The transcript is spliced from 4 exons. NCBI's taxonomy places the organism in Eukaryota, Metazoa, Mollusca, Bivalvia, Mytilida, Mytilidae. Gene Ontology annotation, biological process: sensory perception of sound.
UGGUUACAGGUAACAUAUUUACCUGUGGAUAAUGAUAGUUGCUUUUGCAGUUGUCUGUUGCGCACAUCAGGGAAAUAUUAUAUUUUUUUAAUUGAUUGAAUCGACCACACCUAAAGAAAGAUACAAAAUAUAAAGAAUUCUUAUGUUUAGAUUCAGUGACGUUGUUGCUAAAAAUAUAGGCGUUAAUUUAAGCCAUUGUUAUUUAUUUUAGAAAAUGAAAACUAACAAUUUAGAUUCUUCUGGAGUCUGUGUUACACCAUUAAGCAAGCAUAAAAAAUUCACUGGAUUGCAGAGAAGCCAGUCUGAAGCUUCUUUUAAUUUGGAUUAUAAUAAAGUAGACGAUAGGAAGUACUGCAAACUUGGAAGGAAUGGAUACACCGAUGCCGAACUGGAAAACCAUGUUAAACAUUUAUCUCUGAAUGGAAUUAAUGGUAAUGGUACCAUACCAUUUUACCUAGACCUAGAAAGCGGAGACGGUUCUACGGAUAAAACGUUUGCUGGCAGACGUAACGUACUUGAUCCGUCUUCACUUCAGGAGAAACAGAUCCUUAGUCGGAAAGGCUCUGUACGAGGAUUCAAAAACAGAGUUCGUGCUGGCAUCAAUACGUUCUUGAGGGAUGCACCAGAUAACACGAGAAAGAUAAGAGAGCAAGAAAUAGGAAAAAUUGUGAUAUAUACAACAAGUAUGACAGUAGUGAGACAAACUCAUGAACGAUGUAAAAUUGUGAAAAAGAUUCUACAAAAUCAUAUGGUUAGAUAUGAAGAAAAAGAUUUGUUUAUGAAUAGUGACAAUCAAAAAGAAUUAAUGGAACGUUUGGGAAGUAACGUGAUAUCUUUGCCACAGGUGUUCGCCGAUGGAAAUUUAUUAGGGAGUGAAGAUGAACUUGAAAAACUAAACGAAAUUGGGGAACUAAAGAAAAUCUUAGAACAUUUUGAGAAAAUAAAUGUGAAAUCUCAUUGUGAAAAAUGUGGUGGAUACAGGUAUAUUCCAUGCAUACAUUGUCAUGGUAGUAAAAAGUCAUUAAAGAGGAACUUUUUUACGGAAGAAUUCUAUUCACUUCGCUGUAUGCAGUGUGAUGAAAAUGGUUUACAAAGAUGUGAUAUGUGUCUGGACCAACAAGAAUAACGACGUGUAUAUUGAAUAAACUAAAGAUUUUUUUAAUAUGUUGUGCAAUCCUUGCCUGAACAUAGAAAAGCUGGACUUUUUUAUGCACAGUUUUAAUGCCCGAGAUGUUACUAACGAACCUUGCCCAUACAUUAAUGUUUGUUCAAAGUUAUUUUGCAUGCAGAAAAUACCUCUCUUUGUGCGUCAUAUAACCGAAUUUGUUGAUUCUUUUGUACUUUUUAUCAAACUUAAGAUCUCCUGUUUUGUAGUUACAUUUCGGUGGUUAUUAUUAACACACCGUCUCUCAGUACUGGAAGCACUAACCCCUAAUCAUGGUCAAAUAAUGACAGUCAGAAAAAUCCUAAAAAAAUUGAACCGUUAUUUGACCUUCAGCUUUACUUCAAAAUUGCUUAGAGAAUGGUGUUUUGAAGCUUUAAACGUCCACCGAUAAUUAUUUUCAAAAUGAUUCUUAUUAUGAUUUCUUUUCUUUCAAAGUACAUCAUAUUUACCACGUGUUAUACAUCAGAGAUGAUUAAGUCUAUUUAAGACAGGCAUGUAACAUAAUUAAGUAGUUUGCAAAUGUCAUGCAGCUUGUAAAGAGUAACAUUUACCUUAUUGCCAAUACUAUAGGUUAACCAUUACAUUGUUGCCAUCGUUUGAGGUUAACAAUUACACUAUUGCCAGCCCUGGAGGUUAACGUUUACAUUGUGGCCAUCCUUGGAGGUUAACCAUUCACUGUUGCCAGCACUGGAUGUUAACGUUUACAUUGUUGACAUCACUGGAGGCUGUGUAUAAGAUUCAGUAAACUCUUGAUUUUAAGUUGCCACUAGUUUUAAUUAAUAUAAGCAAGUUGCACAUUAAAUAUAGAGAUCAGAAGAGAAAAUGAGAUUAUUUCUUUUUACAUGUAGCACUGUAAAAUAAAACACUCCGCCAUACCUUGUAAUAUUUUACUUUUACCGACUGUCGCUCCAGUUCUGUAUCUUGGACAUGUAGCUAGUCUGGUUGCCUGUUAAAUCUAUUAAUGAGUAAGUGUCCAUGACUGUAGUUCCAGUUCUGUAUCUUGGACACGUAGCUAGUCUGAUUGCCUGUUUAUGAAUGAGAAAGUGGCUAUGACUGGUUUCAGAUUAGUAUUGUUGACAUGAAGCUAGUCUUUCAUUUUCAUUAUGUUUGUCAAACCAAAGUGCUGAUUAAAGCAAAUUACAUUGUAUUUAUAAUUGUUAAUGUUUUUUUGUAAAAUGUAUGUAAUUUUGAAUAAAAAGGUUUAACUAUAA